Messenger RNA from Caretta caretta (loggerhead turtle), 1697 nucleotides. RefSeq names its product beta-1,4-galactosyltransferase 3-like. NCBI's taxonomy places the organism in Eukaryota, Metazoa, Chordata, Testudines, Cheloniidae. Gene Ontology annotation, biological process: carbohydrate metabolic process. The record is from RefSeq and is a predicted model, not a curated record. Gene Ontology annotation, molecular function: galactosyltransferase activity. Gene Ontology annotation, cellular component: Golgi apparatus.
CCUAAAACCAUGUCCCUGUCUCGUGUUGAAAAUCCUUGUUUUCUGCUCUUUCUAGCUGUAUUUCAAGCCAUAUUUAUCCUGAUUUUGUACCGAGGUGGAGCAUCAAGUGUGUUUCGGGGAUUUUUAGAUGCACCUCAGCCCUGGGAUUACUCAAAAACACAGGAUGUGUAUACAAACCUCAGCUUGUUCACCCGAGCUCCUAAUGAAGAAACUAUGCCAUAUUGCACAGCCCAGUCACCGAUAUUUGUUGGUCCAUUAACCAUCACCUUCAAUGCAUUCCCCAGUGAAAGAAGGAUAAUAAAAAAAAAUCCCUUUGUUCGGUUUGGAGGCUGCUAUAGCCCUCCUCACUGCCUGGCUCGCUACAAAUCAGCCAUCAUUGUACCACACAAGAACCAGGAGAAGCACCUACGACACCUUCUCUAUUAUCUACAUCCCUUCCUGCAGCGCCAACAGCUUCACUACAGCAUCUACUUGAUUCACCAGGCUGGGAAUGCUACUUUUAACCGAGCAAAGCUCCUUAAUGUUGGUGUCCGGGAAGCCAUGAAGGAUGAGGACUGGGAUUGUCUGCUCCUGCAUGAUGUGGACCUCAUUCCUGAAAAUGAUUAUAACCUCUAUGUCUGUGAUGAAUACUACCCCAAACACAUUGCCAGUGCCAUAGACAAAUUCCAGUACAGUUUGCCAUAUUGGUCCUUUUUUGGAGGUGUGUCUGCUUUGACUCCAGAGCAUUACAUGAAGAUAAAUGGGUUUCCAAACACCUACUGGGGCAGUCGUGGUGAAGAUGAUGACAUUGCUGCAAGGAUUCAGUUAGCAGGAAUGAAAAUAGUCAGGACCCCUAUUCAUCUUGGACGCUACAAAAUGGUGGAUCUUGAGCAACACACAGGGAGUGAAGAGCACCUAAGAAGGCCUGCUCCACUGCACAACACCAGAAAAACAUGGAAGGAUGAUGGAAUGAAUUCUGUAGAGUUCAAACUCCUUUCAAGGAAGAAGCACCUUCUUUAUACCAACAUCACUGUGGACAUUGGGAAUGCUCCCACGCUGCCUCCAGAGGAGAAAAACAAAGAAUAGAGCUUGAGCAUUGGUAUAGCACCUGAAAGUUGUGCAACACACGAGGUUCCAGCCUAUAGUUAAUCAGGAAUCAGAGGUCUACGAAGAUUGAGGAAUUGUUUCCUGCUGUGCACUUCACCUUUCCUCCAAACAUGUGAGGGUUAGAAGAAAAGUCUUCAGGAAUGAGGCAUGACCACUAAGAGACUGGAUUCAGUUUAUUGUAGAGAAUCCCUUAAGCGCUGUAAAAUGUGAUGCUACUGAGCCAGCCUCCCCCCCCACCCCCACCCCCUUCCGUUGCAGCCUUGAGGAGUACAUCCUUCAUCACCAGACAACUCCACUCUAAGCUGUGCACGCUUAAAUCAGCAUGACCCAUUAGCUGGAUAGUUAGUUGAAUGCCAGCUACAUAACCUCUGCAUAUCCUACUGCUUACUGUUUUAAAAUGGUAAUUGGGAUUAAACCCACUGAGGACAUGUUCUGUGUUUUGUCUGAAAGCAACCUCAGUCCCGUCUCCCUGGAAAAGAGAUUCUCUGGUUGCAAUCUUUUUUGAAAUAAGAUUUUUUUUUCCAUUAGUGUUAAAUAUUUCCCUUUCCAACUGUUACAUUUGUAAAUAUUCUUCAGGAAGUUUAAAUAUAAAUUUUGAAAGUUAACAGCCA